GGGCCCUGCAGAACGGCAGAGGAGCGGCUUAUUUUUUCUUUAAAAUGGGAAGAUCGAAAUUUAAGAAGAAGAUACGACAAGGAAAAUCGACAAUAAAAAUAACUGAAGAGUCGACAAAUACAAAAGUGCCAAUAUAUAAUUUGCCAGAAAAAUUUCUCUGGAUGCAUGUGAAGGGCGGUACAAAAAUCAGAAACGUUCUUGGCUAUGCGCUGAAGGAAUUUUCCAAUUACAACAGUAUUGUCUGGACUGGAACCGGAAAUGGCAUCGCAAAAACAAUUUCUUGUGCAGAGAUCUUUAAAAGAAAAUACGAAGGCCUUCAUCAAGUAACAAAGCUAUGUUACGUCAGCUCGGAAAAGUCGAAAGAGGAUGUUGCUAAGACUCAUCGGAUACCGGAAAUCCAUAUUUUACUGACUAAGGAUAUUAAAGACAUAACUGAACUUGGAUAUCAAGCACCUGAAGAUAGUGGAAAAUGUCUGACAAUGAGAAAUGAAAGUGCAGCAGAAUCAAAAACGAUGACUACAACAGAAAGCACUGAUGACACGAAAAUGGACACUACAAUAGAAAGCACUAGUGUCGGGAAAAUGGACACAACAGAAAGCACUGGUGAUGCAAAAAUGGAUACUACAACCAAAAGUACUAGUGAUGUGCCUUGCAUCGACGAACAAUCCAGAACAAUGAAAAAAAAUAAGAAAAAUAAAAGAAACAAGACGACAAAAAAUUCGUACGAUAAAAAAAUCAUGUGUUCACAAAUGCGUGAAGAUAUUACUUUUAUAAGCUGA
Molecule: messenger RNA, 779 nt
Organism: Cyphomyrmex costatus
Lineage: Eukaryota; Metazoa; Arthropoda; Insecta; Hymenoptera; Formicidae
Gene: Rpp25
Product: ribonuclease P protein subunit Rpp25
Exons: 6
Coding region: 45-779 (244 amino acids)
Biological process (GO): tRNA 5'-leader removal
Cellular component (GO): ribonuclease MRP complex
Molecular function (GO): RNA binding
Source: RefSeq, a predicted model, not a curated record